This is a messenger RNA of Centruroides sculpturatus (bark scorpion), 1916 nucleotides long. RefSeq names its product transmembrane protein 234 homolog. NCBI's taxonomy places the organism in Eukaryota, Metazoa, Arthropoda, Arachnida, Scorpiones, Buthidae. Bases 257 to 592 code for a protein of 111 amino acids. The record is from RefSeq and is a predicted model, not a curated record. The transcript has 5 exons.
UUAUUUCUUAUUGUAGUCUGUCGGCUGCAGCGAAACGAAGUUUGAAUAUACAGAUUCAGCCGUCCGCAAUAGAGUGGAACCGAUACGUUUUAAAUUAAUAGUUCGUGUGAAUUUUAUAUGAUGUAUCAUGUUUAGUUGAAAUCACUUCGUCCGUAGAAAUGUUGGAAGCUGGUAAUACUCCUGAAAAGUUUAAAUUUAUGCCUAUUUUAUAUCAAGAUCAUUGGCUUCAUUGUUAUUUGUCUCAUUAUUAUGGGGAAUGUCAACCCCAUUUUUACGCAAAGGGAGUGAAGGAAUUGAGAAAAUCAAACACAAGAAUUUCUUUAAGCAAUGGUUUGCAGAAUUAUGGUUUUUGGCUACAAGAUGGAAAUAUGUUCUUCCAUUUUUAAUCAAUCAAAGUGGUUCUGCUUUUUAUAUUAUGACUCUUGCAUCAACAGAUCUUUCGUUGGCCAUCCCUUUGACUAAUUCUCUAACUUUCGUCUUCGUUACUCUUGCGGGUCGCUAUCUAGGAGAAGAGGGUGACAACGUGAUGUCUUAUGUAGGAAUGACAUUAGUUAUAACCGGAGUGACCCUUUGCGUAGCCGAUCGAGUAUAGAAAUCGUCGAUAGAUCGUAAGCUAAUAUCGAUUUACACAAAGCAGAUAAUCCAUUAAAAAAAUAAACCCAAAUAGGAAAAAAAUCGAUUCAUGACGAACCAGCAAUAUUUUCCUUUGGAAUUUCACGUAGUUGAAACCUAAAACAAUCUUAUGCACGGGUAUAUAAAUAUAUAUAUUUGUUAACGUUUAAUCGAGAUUGUUAUGUAUAAAUAUAGUUGAAAUAAAUAUUAUUUCAUUGUUUAUCUUCCGUUUAAAUAUUUAUACGAAGGGCGAGUUACGUAGCCCCGAAGCUAGUGUCGUGUCGUUGCACGUUAUCUCGAUCAGAUUCGAAUCUCUGUCCCGCCCAUCUCUGAUCUGAUUUUUCUAAGCAUUAUAUCCUAAAGUGUAUUAAAUGGAAACCAAGUAUGUAAUGUUGUUUUGUCUAGGCAUUAACUAAUGAUUCGGAUCGGUUAUGAGAUAUACGACUUUUUUUAAAUUUUGUACGGUCAAACAUGAAACAAAACAAAUGCAGAUUAUGCCAAAAUUUAUUUAGUUACGGGUUAAACGCUAUGAAAGAUCUGCUGUUUGGGAUAAAAGGAAUAUUAAAUUUACAUAAUCUCUGUUUAUAGAGCCAUUUCAAGUUUGCAAAUACGAUUAAUAAGCUCCGUAGUCACGUGAGUUUUUUGGAAGCUUUCUAUUCUGAAUUCCAAUUACCUCAUUCGUGGACGUUCAACCUUUUGGUGGAAGUGUAGAGAGUCUUUGAACGAGGACAAGUCAUUAACCAUAUACGCUAGUUGUUCGUUAAAAUCGACUUUGGGCAGAGAUUGAACGUGUUUUUCUUUAUUGAUCCAUUAUUAGAAUAAGUAAUAUAUUUUUAUGGGUUUUAAUAAGGGUUUUUAUGGUUUAAAGUAUUGAUAGAUUUUAAAAAUAGCAUAUUGUAAACUGUAAAUGCAUAAUUUAAUAUACCAAAUCAGGUAAUUGGCGAAUUGGGAAUUUAAUAUAGCUUAAGUAUUACGAAAUCAGUAUUUGGAUCAAGUCGCUAAUUUUUUGAGAUUAUUAAAAUUAUUGAGAAUAUUAAAAAGUUUUUUUUUUAAAUAUAAUAGUCAGUUGGAUAUCAUCCGUUAUAAUAACAACCAGUUUAAAAGUGGAUACUUCGUUUAAUAAACACGCACUCUAAGCAAAGAACAAUUUUUUUUCUCCAGUUCUAAUUUAUCUAAUCGAUCUAACUCAUUCAUCCAUAUCAUAACUUAUGAAUAGUCUACUACAGAAUUCUCUUUAAAAAAUGUAUUUGCCGACAGUUUUUUCUCAAAUCAAACUAAAUGAAUCAGUUAUAAUAGAACGAAGU